Messenger RNA from Drosophila eugracilis, 1359 nucleotides. It is a transcript of the gene Arp6, whose product is annotated as actin-related protein 6. Gene Ontology annotation, molecular function: nucleosome binding. The record is from RefSeq and is a predicted model, not a curated record. The transcript has a single exon. Gene Ontology annotation, cellular component: Swr1 complex. Lineage: Eukaryota; Metazoa; Arthropoda; Insecta; Diptera; Drosophilidae. The coding region runs from base 89 to 1297 and encodes 402 amino acids.
UCGAACAAUCGACUCUAAUCGUCAGCUCUAAAGCGUAAAUAAUUUUGUUUUAGGAAAAUGCCAUAGAAUCGCUUAAAGAAUCACACGAAUGACGGAAAGGAUGGCCAGCGCAGUGGUGGUGCUGGACAACGGAGCAUACACGGCCAAGGUGGGUCUGGCUAGCCAGGAUGAGCCACAGGUAGUCCCCAACUGCAUCAUGAAGGCGAAGAGCGAGCGACGGCGCGCUUUUGUCGGAAAUCAGAUAGACGAAUGUCGGGACACUUCUGCGCUGUUCUACAUUCUGGCCUUCCAGCGCGGGUACCUGCUGAACUGGGAUACACAGAAAACGGUAUGGGACUACAUAUUCAGCAAGGAUGGCAUAGGCUGCACGUUGGAGAACCGCAAUAUCGUAAUCACUGAGCCACAGAUGAAUUUUCAAAGCGUCCAAGAGGCAAUGAUGGAGAUGCUGUUCGAGGAAUACCGGGCGGCUGGAGUGUAUAAGACCACUGCCGCUGAUCUGGCCGCCUUUAACUAUGUUGCCGACAGCGAGGAGCGCACCACAAUGCAGGCACUGAACUGCAUCAUCAUCGACGUCGGAUACAGUUUCACCCAUAUCGUACCCUUUGUACUGGGACGUCGAGUCCUCGAGGGCAUACGUCGUAUUGACAUGGGAGGUAAGGCGCUAACUAAUCAUCUCAAGGAGCUGAUAUCAUAUCGUCAUUUGAACGUGAUGGACGAGAGUCAUGUCGUGAACCAGAUCAAGGAGGAUGUCUGUUUUGUGGCGGAAGAUUUUAAGCAGGCUAUGAGGGUGCAUCAGGCCGAGGAGAAGCGUCGAGAACUUUCGCUGGAUUAUGUUCUCCCGGACUUUACUACUGUGAAACGGGGAUAUGUUCGUGUGCCGGGCCAGCCGAGGGAGGACGAGGAUCAGCAGCAGAUGGUGCCGCUCUGCAAUGAGCGCUUUACCGUGCCGGAGCUGCUUUUUAAUCCUUCUGAUAUUGGUGUGCAACAGGUCGGCAUCCCAGAGGCAGUAGCUGAUUGCCUUAAGGCUUGCCCCUGGGAGGCGCAUCGCGAACUUCUUCUCAACAUCCUUAUUGUGGGCGGCAGCUCUCAAUUUCCCGGCUUUCUUCCGCGCCUUAAGAGCGACCUACGCGCAUUGGUUCCCGAUGACCUGGAGGUUUCGCUCGUCUGCCCAGAGGAUCCGGUGAGCUACGCCUGGUACGGCGGCAAAGAAGUUGCGACCAGUCCAAACUUCGACGAGUUCGUUUAUACGCGUGAUGAUUACGAGGAGUAUGGUUUUCAGGGAAUAAAUCAGCGAUAGUGAAAAUAAAGUUUUUAGUAUUUUUCGUACACAAUAAACUAGGAUUGCGAUCUUUCAUAGAA